GAGAUUUUCAUAGAAAGCAUCGUUUACCUAGAAUCUCAAUUAGAGCACCAAAAAGGCAAAAACCUCUUCACCAACCACCCUCCCUGAUUAAGCUCCUCUACUUCUCUCUGAUCGUCGAUCAAAUCGCGUCGUCGCCAUGGCUACCAUUUCCAAGCUCUCAAAUCCGACUUCUUCGCCCUCCUCUCUGUUGCCGCCUUCUUCAUCGAGGCUUCGAUCUUCUCUGCUGCCUAAGUUUUCUGUUGAUUUCCGUGGCCCAGCUGGUUCUGGUUUCAAUGCGAGAGUUGAGUCUUCUAGGUUGUCUCUGCCGAGCAACCGAGUUUUGAAGGGGUCCCUGGUUGUCAAAUGUUCCAUUUCUGAUGGAAAUGGUAGUGCAAUAAAGAGAACAGUUCUUCAUGAUCUCUAUGAGCAGGAAGGGCAGAGUCCAUGGUAUGACAACCUUUGUAGGCCCGUGACGGAUCUGCUUCCUCUUAUUGCCAGUGGGGUUCGAGGUGUUACUAGCAACCCGGCGAUUUUUCAAAAAGCUAUAUCAUCUUCGAAUGCUUACAAUGAUCAAUUCAGGGAACUCGUGCAGUCUGGAAAAGACAUUGAAGAUGCAUACUGGGAACUUGUGGUGAAGGACAUUCAAGAUGCAUGCAAGCUUUUUGAGCCUAUCUAUGAUCAAACUGAUGGAGGAGAUGGCUAUGUUUCUGUUGAAGUUUCUCCUAGACUUGCUGAUGAUACUGCAGGAACUGUUGAGGCAGCGAAAUGGCUUCAUAAAGUGGUCGAUCGGCCUAAUGUUUAUAUUAAGAUUCCUGCAACUGCUCCAUGCAUUCCUUCAAUCAAGGAAGUUAUUUCAAAUGGCAUCAGUGUCAAUGUGACUCUCAUAUUCUCUCUCACUAGAUAUGAAGCAGUGAUUGAUGCUUACUUGGAUGGUCUUGAGGCUUCCGGGCUAAGUGAUCUGUCCAGGGUUACCAGUGUUGCUUCCUUCUUUGUUAGUCGUGUUGACACUCUCAUUGACAAAAUGCUAGAAAAGAUUGGAACCCCAGAAGCCCUCGACCUCCGUGGAAAGGCCGCUGUAGCUCAAGCAGCUCUGGCAUAUCAGCUUUAUCAGAAGAAGUUUUCUGGUCCUAGAUGGGAGGCUCUAGUGAAGAAAGGUGCAAAGAAGCAGAGGCUCCUGUGGGCCUCAACUAGUGUCAAGAAUCCUGCCUACCCGGACACUUUAUAUGUUGGUCCUCUUAUUGGACCUGACACUGUUUCAACCAUGCCCGACCAAGCUCUCCAAGCAUUUAUAGACCAUGGCGCUCUUUCAAGGACAAUUAACCACAACGUGUCUGAAGCAGAAGGAGUUUACAAUGCGCUUGAGAAGUUGGGAAUUGACUGGAGCUACGUUGGGACACAGCUCGAACUUGAAGGAGUUGAUUCAUUUAAGAAGAGCUUUGACAGUCUACUUGAUACCCUACAAGAGAAGGCUAACUCUCUUAAACUGGUUAGCCAGUGAGCUUUUAGCGGUUUUUAAUUGUUUAAUACAAAUGUAAUACAAUAAAAGAAGCUGGACAUCGAUUCUGCUGCGGAGCCUAUCUGAUUAUCUAUGAGUGGUUUGUAAGAACUUAAUUAUGUAUCAUAACUUCAUUUGUCAUUCAAAAGAAAACAUCGUAAGCUGUUUAUUUAUUUA
This is a messenger RNA of Tripterygium wilfordii, 1651 nucleotides long. Its product is annotated as transaldolase-like. The record is from RefSeq and is a predicted model, not a curated record. Gene Ontology annotation, cellular component: cytoplasm; intracellular anatomical structure. The coding region runs from base 137 to 1477 and encodes 446 amino acids. Gene Ontology annotation, molecular function: transaldolase activity. Gene Ontology annotation, biological process: carbohydrate metabolic process; pentose-phosphate shunt. The transcript is spliced from 7 exons. Lineage: Eukaryota; Viridiplantae; Streptophyta; Magnoliopsida; Celastrales; Celastraceae.